AUGAGUACAGGCAAGUUAUGGUCUCAGGACCGUGUCAUGUCGGUAGGUGAGUCAUCACCACCGCUACUGAGCCCACUACAGACUGGUCAGAAUGACAUUGCGCCUAUUUAUAAGUUUGUGCUAACGGGUGGUCCAUGCGCUGGCAAGACCACGUCGCUCGACCGUUUGUCAACGUUUUUUCGAGAUCGUGGCUUCCGAGUGUAUGUUGUUCCAGAAGCCUCAACGCUAUUGCAGACAGGUGGCGCUUUUUUCUUAGAUCUCAAGGAAAAAGACAUUCUCAAUUUUCAAUGGCAGAUUCUGAAUUUACAAAUAUCGCUGGAAGAUUCAUUCUAUUCUCUAGCACAGGAUAGUGGCAAGCCGUGUGUAAUAUUGUGUGAUCGAGGAGUGAUGGAUGGCUCGGCUUAUAUGACACCGGAACAGUGGGAAGAGCUCAAGCUCCAACACGAUCUAGACACUGUCACGUUACGAGACACCCGCUAUAUUGCUAUUUUUCACCUGGUGACUGCUGCCGACGGUGCUGAGAAGUUUUAUUCGCUGGAAAAUAAUGGUAUUCGCAUUGAAUCCAUUGAACAGGCUAAGGUAAUUGAUGCACGUACCUGUCAUGCCUGGAUUGGCCAUCCGAAACUCUACGUGUUUGACAACUCGACGACUUUUGAGGGCAAGAUGCAACGUCUUGUCGACACAGCGGCCGGACUAUGUGGUAUUCCCACAACGGUGAGGGCAUCCCGAAAGUACCUGCUUGCUAAUACGCCAGUUGCGAUUCCGUUUCACCACGAGGACUUUGAGGUGGAAAAGGUGUAUCUAAAGCCUGAAGCAGCUAAGACAAGCAAGGACUAUUCUUUCGUGCGAUGCCGUUCUCAGUAUGGUAUUCCCGCCUACGGCAUGACCACCGUUCGCUAUCUCAACACUGGUGAUGCAGUGCAUCUCAAGCGCGUUCUCAGUGCGCGUGAGUAUUCGUACGCUGUAAAACAUCGGCGUGACCCGACGCGCAAUGUGAUCAAGCAGCAACGGAUGUGCUUUCUGUACAAGAAUCAAUCGUUUCAGAUCCACGUUUACAAAGAGCCUGCAGAUGUUGCAGCUCUUACUGUGCUGCACGUGCAGGCAUCCUGCGAAAACGACCAGGACAUUGUCAUGCCGUCGUUUCUGAAAAUCGAGAAGGAGUUGCCGACUUUGGACGAGACCAUGUCAGCUUAUAACGUGUCGAAGAAAAAUCUCGUGGUUGGGGUCGAAAGGAAGGAGUUGGCGGAGGUGUAG
Peronospora belbahrii is the source of this 1254-nucleotide messenger RNA. Lineage: Eukaryota; Oomycota; Peronosporomycetes; Peronosporales; Peronosporaceae. The record is from the annotation of a GenBank genome assembly.